AUGAUGGCACCGCAGCGGAAGGAAGCACGCAACGCCGUGCCGCGCAGCCACCACGCCUCAUCACUCAGCGCAGCCACUACGCUGAUAGCUGUGUUCCUCCUCCUUGUCGCUUGCGCAUCUGUCACGCAAGCGCUGCAUGUGAGCCCGGCGUCCGCAGAGGCAGCGAUGUGGAGCGGCACGGAUGUGUUCGCGUCCUCUGAUUCGCACUCAGACCCGAUCACGUGCGUCAACGGCGGCAUCCCUUCCGGCGACCACUGCAUCUGUCCCCUCUACUACACCUCGGCGAACUGCUCGCAGCGGCAGUGCCCCAACUCCGUCGGCGGCGAAGGGCCGCAUCGCGUGUUGCCUGUGAACUCGACGAACAAGCUCUGUGAUCACUGCGACGAAAAGGAAUUCACCGGCCUCAGCUGUCAGAUAUGCCAGAGCAACGCGGCUUGCAGGCAGUACGCCGGAAGCGCUGCUGAGUGCGACAACAGCACGUUCACCCGCGGUGACAAUAAGCAAUUCCAGUGCACGCUAAAGAAUGAGUUCUUCGUGAGACUCAUGAGUGGCAACCGCAACAUCACCGCGGAGGUCCUGUUCAACUGUACCACAUCAGACGGCACCGCCUUCAGGAAGGGUGAGCAGGGUAUGUGCAACAUGGCCAUCUAUCGCAUAGAGCCGAAUCACAGCUAUGUGGAUCCCUUUUUCCGCUGCGACGCGCAGGCGUGCUCGCUCAAGUAUGGCCAGAAGGGCCCUGACAUGAGCGACGCAAACAACAACACGCUGCGCCAGCGCUUUUUCCGCGCCGCCCGCACCGCUGGACAGGUGGCGCUCAUCGUCGAGUGCGCCUUACUCGCGCUUCUGGGUGGCUUCACCGCACUGCUGGGGCCCAGACGCACCACGUCCAUCACUGUGGCUCUCGCCUCCGUGAUCACCGUCACGGUGCUGGUGUACAUCUCCUUGAUGAUGCUCAGUAUGCAGUCCAUCUCCGCCCCGGAGCAGACCGUCAUCUACGAGUGCAAGAAGACGCAUUGCGCCUGUGCCGAGGACCCGCCGCCGCAGUACGACCCGAUAUGCUCACAAAAAGAGGAGUUGAGUAAACAGAUCCUGCCGUCGAUCAAGAACAGCAUCCGGGUUGUCUGCGGGCAGAAUACCUCGCUCUGCGAGCUGACGCUGGCGGAUCUCUCGCUGGUGUUCCAGGCGGACUGCCGCGCCUCCGAGUGCGUCGACACCGUCCGCUUCCCGGAUGACUCGUCGAGCGACAGCAACGACGACGGUGGCGGCGGUACGGCCGUCCUGGCGAAGCUAAAUCUCGGCUUUCUUCUCGUGUUGCUGGUGCUACUCGUGGUGAGCGGGAUUGGAACUCACUAUUACUACACUUGCAGCAUCUCCUACGAGCGUGACAGGGAUUUCCUCGUCACCUUCCACGUGAGCACGCCGUACAGCGACGACGGCGACGUCCACGAGACCGGCGACCCAGCUGUUCUUGAUGACCGCCACGUGCACCUGAACGGCAACGCGGACGGCAGCGCCGUUGAACGCGAGCAGGAGCCGCUGCUGUACAAUUCACCGGCUCCGCGAGCCGAGCGGCGGAACUUUCUUCCACGGGGUGUUUCCAGCAGUCGUCAUUCUGAGGGCAACGUCUCUGUUCGCGCGAGCGUGUAUGAGCAGGCGCGCGCCUUGACGCCGGCGGCGCGCGCGCGCAUUGAGGAGCUGCGCCGGCUCACCGCCGCACCGCUGGAGCUGCAGGUGUCAGAGCUGCGGUAUACCUUGAAUACGCCUCUGCUGGGGGCUGCGGACGAGGGUUCGCAGCGCACGCUGCUUCACCGCAUCAACUUCACAGUGCACUCGGGGGACGUGCUGGCAAUUAUGGGACCCUCCGGUGCCGGUAAAACCACGCUGCUGGAUUUGCUCUCGGCUCGCGCGAAGCCAGGGGAGGUUAGCGGCACCAUCACCCUGAACGGUACGCCCAUCACGACGACCGGUUCCCGCACGGCACAAUACCGCAACAUCAUCGGCUACGUCUCACAGGAGGACACGCUGCUGCCAUCCCUGACUGUCGAGCAGACAAUCCUCUACGCCGCGCGGCUAAAGCUGCCGAAGGCGCUUUCGCACAUCACUGUGCGCCGCAUUGUGGCGCGCGUCAUCGAGACGCUGAAGCUGCAGCACUGUGCACAGACGCUCAUUGGUGGCGAGACGACACGCGGCAUCAGCGGCGGCGAGAAGCGCCGCGUGUCUAUCGCUGUGGAAUUGCUGGCGAACCCGCGUAUCCUGUACCUUGACGAGCCGACGAGCGGCUUGGACGCGGUGAGUGCGAAGCGCGUGGUGGAGGCGGUGGUGGCGCUGGCAAAGGACUCAGCGAUGAGCAUGUAUGCCAUGCACUACUUUGCGUUCCAGCCUAUCGUCAUCUUCAGUAUCCAUCAGCCCUCACAAGAGAUCUACGAGCUUUUCGACAAGGUGCUGCUGCUAUCGCGGGGAAUGAGCAUCUACUGCGGCUCUGCCGCGUCCGCCGCGGCGACGAUCGAGCGGCGGGUCACGGCCGCCUUCGGCCACACGCGGGAGGUGCCGAGGAGGGAGGUGCACAACAACCAGGCGGAGUACCUUAUGAAGGUCGAAGAGAUUCUCGACGACGCCGUGCGCGCGGAGCUGCAGGAAGAGGACGCACUCGAGAACACCGAUACCGCAGGUGCGCCGUACAGGAGCGCCUCGGCCGAUGGGUCUCCACUGGCCGCGGCUCGCACGCAAGUGCCGCCUUGCCGCAGUCCCGAGUCACCGGCCCCGCGCGCACCCUCGCAGUCCGUCGGCUGCCACGACUCCGACGACGGUGAGCAGGUAAGCGGGGCCGACAUCCUGAGCACCACGUUUGGCUUCCGCAUGUACUACGCGAACGUGUAUGAGCAGCUGCAGCUACUCAUCUCUCGCUCCAUCACGUGCCUGUUCGGCUCCUUCCACCUGGUGAUAUGCCACUCGGCCGUGGUGGCGUGUCUUGCGACGCUCAUGUGUGUCCUCUAUCACGAGCAGGCCCUUGAUCUUCCCGGGUCGCUCAACCGCGCCGGCUCGGUGUCUUUCCUUCUGCUCGUCACCUCCUUUUUGUCUCUGAGCUGCCUUGAGCAGCUCAUCGUCGAGCGGAAGCUGUUCAACGUGGAGCGGGAGAAUGGCUUCUACACCACAUGUCCGUAUCUGAUCUCCAAGAUCGUCGUCGACAUCAUCCCGCUUCGCAUUAUUCCAGCCGUGGUGCUCGCCUCGGUCAUCUACUUCCCCAUGGGCUUCCGCGUCGACGCAGGACUGCACUUCUUCUACUUUAUCCUCAUCAUCGUGCUCUUCUCCAUCUGCAUGACGAUGGUGAUUCUGUGCAUCGGUAUCGUCAGCGGCUCCUUCGGCGCCGCCGCGCUGCUCAGCAGCGUCCUUAUCUUGUGGAACUUCGUCUUUGGCGGCGCGCUGGUGCAGGCCGAGACAAUCCCGCCCUCGCUGCGCGCCUUCAAGUCCAUUUCGCCCUUCUUCCUUGCUUUCGAGUCGCUCAUGGUGAACGAGCUCGACGGGCAGCACUGCGUCUUCUCUCCGACAGAUGAGACGGGGAAGAAGUCGUCGGCCAGCAUCCCGAUUAUGUGUGUACAGUACCUGGCAAACAUCGGGCUGAAGCCGGAGCGGUUCAACGCCGAUGUCAUGCAGCUGGCUGUGUACUGCCUUCUUUUCGUGGGCCUCUCCUGGGUGCUGCUCUCCAGCUGCUCGAAGCUCGUUCACUAG
Molecule: messenger RNA, 3726 nt
Organism: Leishmania major strain Friedlin
Lineage: Eukaryota; Euglenozoa; Kinetoplastea; Trypanosomatida; Trypanosomatidae
Gene: ABCG5
Product: putative ATP-binding cassette protein subfamily
Exons: 1
Coding region: 1-3726 (1241 amino acids)
Cellular component (GO): membrane
Molecular function (GO): ABC-type transporter activity; ATP hydrolysis activity; ATP binding
Source: RefSeq, a predicted model, not a curated record